Chironomus riparius is the source of this 297-nucleotide messenger RNA. Lineage: Eukaryota; Metazoa; Arthropoda; Insecta; Diptera; Chironomidae. The record is from the annotation of a GenBank genome assembly.
AUGAAUCUAGUGACAUUUAUCAUCAUUAUUUCUUCGUUUGCAAAAAUAUUUCAAGCACAUAGUUUUGGAUUUGGUGGUCCAUCUGCCAAUGGAUAUGGUUUACCUCAAAAUUUUCCAUUUAUUCAAAAUGCCAUUCCAUCAACAACAGCAAAUACGGGUCCACCAACAUUUCCUACCUUAGCACCUCCAAUUGAUCCUCGAAUCAAAAAAUUAGAUGCUUUAGUUGACUCAAUGUUGAAUGCAAAAAAUUUGCAGAUCCAAAUUCCAUCACCAUUUAGAGUUAAAAGAAAAAAAUAA